AUGCUCAUCGUACAUAGCGCAGCUUGUCUGCGACCAGUAUCGCGAGCGUCCAUCUCUCUGAUCGCGGGUCACGAGGCAAAUGUGCGUCGGCUAGCUUCGGAGCCUAGGCACUUCGGCUCCUCACCACCCGCUUUCGACAAGGCAACCAAGGCCACACCUACUGGGUUUCGGGUGUACCGAUACGUGGUGGACGUGCAUGGCCAGCUGUUCCUGCACGACACAGUGCCCAAGAAUCUGACGAGCUGCUUCAAGAACACCGACUUUCUUGACUUCUUCUUCAAGCGCGUGCGCCCGAACCCGGCAUCCCGCACGGCGUCCGCCGACAACUCGACAAUUUCGCGACACGAUAUCCUUCAUCCGCCCGCCUCAACUCUAGCAUUGGAAUGGAGCGAUGAGGCGCCGUUCAACGGCGACAUGACGACAGAGCAGGCUGCGAGCGACCUGUACUCGGAAGCAUGCCGGCUCGGCGACAGCGAAGGUUACGAAUGGAUCUCGCCAUGCGGACCGGAGCUGAACCUCAUUCGGAGCCAGGAUGCGCCGAUUGUGUUUCGGGAGCUCAGCGACGACGGGAUGCUGCGCUGGGCAGGUACGCUGCAGGAGACGUUUGAACCCGAUAAGCUCGUUGUGGAUCCGAACAACGGGUACGUCUAUCACCCAUCUCCUCAACCCACGCGACGCAGAUGGCAAACGCGCGACGAUUCAACAGAGGUGCAGAGGUACGGGGCCCUGAGCUUGCUUGGGUCGAAUCUGGUGUUGAGCCGGCUGGCCGAGGGGCUGGACAUCGAUCCCGAUGCAUUUGAACACGGCGUGGGAGGAAGCAUCGAGUGGAAGGGUCGUCGGUACAAGCUCGGUCUGCUGGGCAAGGGCUAG
Moesziomyces antarcticus is the source of this 870-nucleotide messenger RNA. RefSeq lists its product as uncharacterized. The transcript has a single exon. Lineage: Eukaryota; Fungi; Basidiomycota; Ustilaginomycetes; Ustilaginales; Ustilaginaceae. The record is from RefSeq and is a predicted model, not a curated record. The coding region runs from base 1 to 870 and encodes 289 amino acids.